GCGGAACGCGAAGCCAUGGCUGAAGCGCGGGGCGCCGAUGACGGGCCCGGGGCCCAGGGGAUGGGGCUGGAGGUGAAACUGGAGCCCGAAGGGGCGGGCUUGGAGGUGAAGCUGGAGCUGGCGGGGGGCGUGGAGGCGAAGCUCGAAUGGGACGGGCUGCAGAUCAAGGUGGAGGUGAUGGAGGAGCCCGCGGAGGGGGCUCAGGCGGCCCCAGGGCUGCAGCGGGCACUGACGGACCGAGGAGAGGUGAAGCAGGAAGCAAUAGACGCAGUCGAGGUGAAGCAGGAGUUGUUAGACGGAGUCGAGGUGAAGCAGGAAUUAAUAGACGAAGUAGACGUGAAGCAAGAAAUAAUAGAGGGAGUAGAGGUGAAGCAGGAAUUGAUGGAUGGAACAGAAGUGAAGCAGGAAUUGGGGGACGAACAAGAAGUGAAGCAGGAAAUGAUGGAUGAACAAGAAGUGAAGCAGGAGUUUGCAGAGGGAGUGGAGGUGAAGGAGGAGCUUCUAGAUGGAAUAGACUUAAAGGAGGAACUUGUAGAUGGCGAAGACGUGGAGGAGGAACGUAUGCGUGGAGUAGACGUGAAGGAAGAACUUGUAGAUGGAGUAGAGAUGAAGGAGGAGUUUGUGGAUGGAGUAGAGAUGGAGGAGGAGUUUGUGGAUGGAGUAGAGAUGGAGGAGGAACUUGUAGGUGGAGAAGAUGAGGAACUUGUAGGUGGAGAAGAAGAUGGGGAGCAGGGACUUGUAGAGCAGGGAUUUGUAGAUGAUGUGGAGCAAGAAUUUGUUGAUGAAGAAUAUGGGGAGGAGGAAUUUGUAGAUGGAGAAUAUGGGGAGGAGGAAUUUGUAGAUGGAGAAUAUGAGGAACAGGAACUUAUAGAUGGAGGAGAUGGGGAGGAGGAAUUUGUAGUUGCAGAAGAUGGGGAACAGGUACUUGUACAUGGAGGAGAUGGGGAGCAGGAACUUGUAGAAGGAGAAUAUGUGGAGCAGGAACUUGUAGAUGGAGAACAUGGGGAGCAGGAAUUUGCAGUAGGAGUAGAUGGGGAGCAGGAACUUGUAGAAGGAGAAGAUGGAGAGCAAGAAUUUAUAGAUGGAGGAGAUGGGGAGCAAGUGUUUAUAGAUGGAGAAGACGGGGAGCAGGAAUUUGGAGAUGGAGAUGGGGAGCAGGGACUUGGAGAAGACGCAGGGCAAGAAUUUAUAGAAGAUGAGCAGGAAUUUGUAGAUGGAGAAGAUGGGGAGCAGGAACUUGUAGAUGGAGAAUAUGUGGUGCAGGAACUUGUAGGAGGAGAAGAUGGGGAUCAGGAACUUGUAGGUGGAGAAUAUGUGGAGCAAGAACUUGUAGAAGGUGAAGAUGGGGAUCAGGAACUUGUAGAUGGAGAAGAUGUGGAGCAGGAAUUUGUAGGUGGAGAAGAUGGGGAGCAAGAAUUUGUAGAUGGAGAACAUGUGGAGCAGGAAUUUGUAGGUGGAGAAGAUGGGGAGCAAGAAUUUGUAGAUGGAGAACAUGUGGAGCAGGAACUUGUAGAUGGGGAAUAUGUGGAGCAGGAACUUGUAGAUGAUGAAUAUGUGGAGCAGGAACUUGUAGAUGGGGAAGAUGAUCAGGAAGAACUUAUAGAUGGAGAAGAUGGGCAGGAGGAACUUGUAGAUGGGGAAUAUGUGGAGCAGCAACUUGUAGGUGGAGAAUAUGUGGAGCAGGAACUUAUAGAAGGAGAAUAUGUGGAGCAGGAACUUGUAGAUGGAGAAUAUGUGCAGCAGGAACUUGUAGAUGGAGAAUAUGUAGAGCAGCAAUUUGUAGCUGGGGAAGGUGGGGAGGAGGAACUUGUAGCUGGGGAAGAUGGACAGCAGGAACUUGUAGAUGGAGAACAUGUGGAGCAGGAACUUGUAGAAGGAGAAGACGGGGAGCAGGAACUUGUAGAUGGAGAAUAUGUGGAGCAAGAACUUGUAGAUGGAGAAUAUGUGCAGCAGGAACUUGUAGAUGGAGAAUAUGUGCAGCAGGAACUUGUAGAUGGAGAAUAUGUGCAGCAGGAACUUGUAGAUGGAGAAUAUGUGCAGCAGGAACUUGUAGAUGGAGAAUAUGUGGAGCAACAACUUGUAGAUGGAGAAGAUGGGGAGCAGGAACUUGUAAAUGGAGAAUAUGUGGAGCAGCAACUUGUAGAUGGAGAAGAUGGGGAGCAGGAACUUGUAAAUGGAGAAUAUGUGGAGCAGCAACUUGUAGAUGGAGAAGAUGGGGAGGAGGAACUUGUAGAUGGAGAAGGCAGGGAGCAGGAACUUUUAGAUAGAAUAGACAUGAAAGAGGAGUUUUUAGAUGGGCUGGAGGCGAUGGAAGAGGUGGUGGGAAGACUACAAAUGAAAAAGGAGAUGCCAGACUGGUCGGAGGAGGGUAUCUCACUGUUGAGUGGAGGGGAGGGGAUGGUGGGAGAAAUUGGAAUGGAGGGAGUGAUAGAAGAAAUGAGUGUGAAGGAAGAAGGCAUGGGUGAAACGGAAGUGAAAGAGGAAGAGAUGUUAGGGGGAUUAGAAGUAAAAGAAGAAAUGAUGGAAGGGGAGAAAAUUGGGGAAGAGGAGGAAAUCAUAUUAGAGGGGAUGAAUGUCAAGGAGGAGAUGGUGGGGAAAAUGGAGUUGAAGGAGGAGGAGGAAGUUAAUAUGGAGGUGGAGGAAGUGAAUGUGAAGGAAAAUGAAUUUGAAGUGAAGAAAAAGGAAAAUGGAAUGGAAUUGAAGACAGAAGUGGAUGGAAUGGAGAUGAAGAAAGAGGAAGUGAAGGAAAAAGUGAUACGUGGGCAAGAGGUGAAGGAAGAAGAAAUGACUGGAGCAAAGCUGACAGAGGAACAGGAGCCACCGAGAAGGCCUCAGGUGGGCAGCAAGCGGAAGCUGGCCAUGUCAAGCUGUGAAACUUGUGGUACAGAAGAAGCAAAAUACAGGUGUCCACGUUGUAUGAAAUGUUCCUGCAGCUUAGCCUGUGUGAAGAAACACAAAACAGAGCUUACAUGCAAUGGAAUUCGAGAGAAGACAGCAUUUGUUUCAUUAAAACAGUUUACCGAAAUUAAUCUUCUAAGUGAUUAUAGGUUUUUGGAAGAUGUAGGAAGAUCAGCUGACUACAUUGCUAGAGAUGUUUUCUUGAAAAGACCCUCAACAAAUAGAAUUUUAAAUUAUAUGAAAAACCGAGCACGAAGACACAACAUUGACUUAAGAAUUUUACCAAUUGGCUUCACCAAAAGAAGAGAGAAUUCAACAAUGUUUGAUAGGAAAGAGCAGCGUUUCUAUUGGCAUCUGAAACUCCUGUUUCCUCAGAGUCAUGCUGAAUAUGUGGAGAAAGGAGUGCCUGGUGACAAGAAGCUUCAUGAAAUCCUAAGAACCUACAUUGAUCCUGAAAAAUCUGAUCCUGUAAUUCGUCAGAGGUUAAAAGCCUAUGUGUUUUCUGAGAGUGGCGUACAGAUUUUAAUGAAGAUUGAAAAUAUGCAGCAUAACUUAAUCAGGUAUUAUGAACUGGAUCCUUGUCAAAGUCUCACAGACAAUUUGAAGGACAAAGUGGUGAUUGAGUACCCAACAUUACAUGUGGUAUUGAAAGGAUCUAAGAAUGACAUGAUAAUCCUUGGCCAAGAGACAAGUGAAUCUACUGAGAGUUUUGGCAAUGAAAAUCCAGCACUUUCUUCGGAGGAAGAAGGUGAAAUUCAAGAGAGUUCCUGAGGAAUAUGCAUUGGUUGUCUGCUUUGGGAGAGGAGGAGCGCCUUUGAUUUUGGUUUUAGUUUUUUACUUUUAAAUUUAAUUUUUUUAAAAUUUACAUUAAGAAUUUUUUUUCUGGCCCAGUGUUCAUGUGAGGUGCCCAGUCAGAUUACUAGCUUUUUUUUUUUUCUUUUGAUCAUCAUUGAAUGAAUUUGUUCCCAUUUUCAUUCAUAUGAACUUUAGUAUUUAAUAUCUAACCUUUACUUAGAUAUUUUGAAGCUUAAUUACUCAGAUUUUUGCUAACCAGUGAAGGAUUGGUGUGUAAACUAUAAGGGCCAAAAGAAUCUGGCUCCAUGAGGGUUCAAUUAUUGAUAUUGAUAUUGAUAAAUAUAUAUAUAUAUAUAUAUAUAUUGACCUUGGAACAAUGAUUUUUUUUUUUUAAACUGCAUGUGCAUCUUUCCAUCUUGAGGGAAGAAAAAAGCAAUGUCUUAGAAUUGAGUAGUUUAAUCUGAAAGGCACCUAAUAUAAUCAAAUGAGGACUUUGGUAAAAUGUAACAGAAGACUGUUUGAGUCAUCAGUUUGCAUACUCUCUAGGAAUCAUAAAUGUUUAAUACUGUCUUCAUUUCCAUCACUACAUAUGCUUCUCCCCUUUAAUGUCAUUAAAGUAUGUAUGGAGUAGUUGGAUCUUUAAUUUAUUUUUCAUUCCUAGCAAUACCUGAAAAACUUGGAAUCUGUGCUAUAGAAAUGUACAUAUGUGUAUUUAUUAUAUGGACACUUUAAAUUUUUAUCAUAUGGUAUCCUUGUAAGCCUUAUGAUUUCACUUGUUGGAAUUGCAACGUUUUCCUAAUUUUACUGGAAUUUCUUAAGUUAUGAAACGACUGUAUAGAUUAAAAGAUUAUUACAUCUGUAUCGCAUCUGUGUAUUGAGUGAUUUUAAAAGGGAGAUAAAAAAGACAUUGUUGAAUUUAUGAUUAUUUCAAAAUUGGAAGGAGAUCUAGAAAAUAGUGUGGGGCCCUAGGAAGCUUGAAAAUGUAUGAAGAUUAUAGAAGGAUAAAUUGAAAGAAAAGUUUUAUGAUAGCUACUAUAGAAACUGGGAAAGAAGAAAUCUAGAAUAUGGUGAUGUUCAGUGAGUCUCUGGGUGAAAAAAUAAAUCAUCUUUUUAAUAUGAUUUGUAAAGAGUAAGUUCAUUAUUUAACCUGAUGAGAGCUUUCUAUAUAUCCUAAGUCUUUACAUCUUAAAAAGAACAUAUUCCUCUAUCUUUCUGUUUUUGAUCUUUGUAUUUCCCCUUCCCCUAUAAAAACUUCUCAUGUGAGCGACACCUUGCUAGCAAGAUAGCAGAGAGAGAACUAAAGUUGAUAUCUCAAAGAGUUAGUUUAUGAGGAAUGAAUAGAUCAGAUUCAAAUUAAUGUGAAAUUUGGCUCUCUCUACUCAACAUUGGGAACGGGACAAAAGUGAGUUAAGUGAGUAGUAUAAAUACCAUGAAAAGAGUUAGAAAGCAUGGUGCAGAGAUGUGAUUUAGUAGAGAUAGUAUAAAGUACACAAAAGGACAUGCAAUCUGAAUAUCAGGGAAGAGAGGCGUUUCCUGACAGUGAAAUCUGUUAUGUCGUAGAUAUAUUUCCAAGCAGAGUGUUAAGAAUUCCAUCCUUUGUGGAAUUUAGAUGUAGACUGGAUAAAACCCAAAGUAUUUACCCUGUGCUUUCCCCCACCCAGGGGAAAGACUCCAUGACUUAAUUCAUCUUUGCCGUCCCUGAUUUCUAAAAUUCCAUUUCUUAACCAUUCCUACCCUAGAUUAGUCCUGUGGAAACAGUCUCCUUUGCCCCCGGCAAGGUGUACGUUGAUUCACUGUUUGAAUUUUAGAUGUGUUGAUACGGUCCUGUGCCAUAGGUUUCAAAAGUGGUGGGAUUGGGGGAAAGGAUUUUAAUUUGCUGAGAGUGCAGAAUAUUUUAGAACUAGGAACUAAAAUCUUGGAACUCUUAUUUUAAUUCUUUCUCCCUUUCCAUUUCUGGAUUUUUGACAGAGUUCUAAGUAAACUGAUGUAUGUCAAGUUCAGCAUGCUGCAUUUCACAAAUCAUACUCAAUGCACAAGAGAUGAACAGGCUUUUCAUUUUGUUUUUGUAAACAUUGAGUUCAAAGGAAAUUGGGACUUUCAUAAUUGCUAAUUAUUUCAUAAAGGUUUAUUUAAUAGCCACAAAUUACUGUAAAUGUUAUCUACAGCUGUUCUUAUUAUAAAUAUGAGUUUAAAGAUCACAAUAAGUAUUAUAAUUACCAAAGCUUAGUUAGCAGCCAAUUUGUUUCACGUGUAGCAAUUUCUGGGAUCCAAGGUUCAUGGUGGCUAUUAAAAUACUAAAAAUGUAUAUAUCUUUUUAUAUCCUAUUGUUAGGGGGCUCACUGAACAAUUUUUAAAAUUUGUGGCUUUUUUUUUCAGUUUCUUUAAAUUUUUAUAGCAUGGAAAAAAAUUUUUUUAACAUCACUUAUAGACCUUUAAAAUGACUAAAUGUCCUAAAAUGCCUUUUAUGUUUUGUCUUUAGACACAUGGUUUACUUAUUCAGAGUUUAUCUUUGUGAUUUAAAGUAAUUUUUCUGAAGGUAGAGUAUAACACGAGAUGCAUCUAUAAAGUCCUAGUUGUUUUAAUUAUUCUUAGAACUGUUUUCAGUUUCCAUUUAGGACUGACUUAUUUGGAUUUGUCAUAGUAUUAUUGAUUUGAAUAAGUGCUUGUAGCUUCAAACUUUUUUCCCUGUUGAAAUUUUGGAAGCUGUUUCCAGUUUCACCAAUAUUAAAUAUGUUUAUUUUGAAAUUCAAGAGAUGUUUGGUACAAUAUGCUUCAAAAAUAAAAAAAAAAUUU
Molecule: messenger RNA, 6486 nt
Organism: Sarcophilus harrisii (Tasmanian devil)
Lineage: Eukaryota; Metazoa; Chordata; Mammalia; Dasyuromorphia; Dasyuridae
Gene: ZNHIT6
Product: zinc finger HIT-type containing 6
Exons: 11
Coding region: 16-3669 (1217 amino acids)
Biological process (GO): maturation of LSU-rRNA from tricistronic rRNA transcript (SSU-rRNA, 5.8S rRNA, LSU-rRNA); box C/D snoRNP assembly; snoRNA localization
Cellular component (GO): pre-snoRNP complex; nucleus
Source: RefSeq, a predicted model, not a curated record